AUGAACGACAGUACGCCAAAUAUGUAUCAAAAAUUUGAUUGCACACGUGCACUAAGUCGAUGUGAAGCGUAUAAAAGAGAAAAGCAGCAAGGAACGAGUUUUAAUCUCUCGUCUAGCGUUGACCUGUUUCAAUGUCGUCGAUCGAUAAGAGUAGGCGUUAAGAGCGCAACUGCCCACUGCUAUCAGAGAAUGUCGACGGCACAGCAAUCGCUACGGGUUUUAUAA
Messenger RNA from Brugia pahangi, 225 nucleotides. The record is from the annotation of a GenBank genome assembly. NCBI's taxonomy places the organism in Eukaryota, Metazoa, Nematoda, Chromadorea, Rhabditida, Onchocercidae.